AAACAACGUCUCUCUCUUUCUCUGUAUGGCUGUGAAUCCAGCGAGGUGAGCUUGGCACAGGAGAGGGACUGUCUUGGUUUGCGCGCAGUUUGCAGACAGAUUUGCGAGCGAGCCGUGCUGGAAUAUAUUCAGGGGUGAAGAACCGAAGGAGAAAGGGCGAAACCCUCCUACAGCCUGCGCUUUCUUCUCUCUCUCUCUCUUUCUCUCUGUCUCUAUCUCUGGACGCAAGGACUUGGGCAAAAUGGUUUUUCCGAAAUCUCAGUGACUGCGAUGUCAGCACCUCUCAUCUACCGCUUGUGGAGCACAGACUGAAGAAAUACACGUACUGAGAAAAGAAAAAAACACGUUAGUCGGGUCAGGUGGUUUUCUCUUGAGAGAGCAGCCGUUCAUUCACGGCGCACUGAAUUCAAGUAGCACUCGCCCCUGGCAGCUGAAGAUGACGUUACUAUGGAAACAGUUUUUGCUGCUAUCAAUCAUGGAGUAUCUUGCAGAGUGUGUGGAUUAUAAGUCUUUCAAUGGGCCGAAAUGGCGAAUGGAGCCCAGUGAUCUGACAGUGGGCUCACUAGAGGAAGAGGCAACACUGGCCUGUGACGCAAAGGGCAUUCCUUCCCCUCAGUACAGGUGGUCUCUGAACGGCACAUUGAUUAAUCUCAGUACCGAAUCCCGUCGGCGGCUAUCUGGGGGAAAUUUGGUCAUUAGGAGUCUGGACCGUGCCCAGGAUGGAGGAAUAUACCAGUGCACUGCCUUCAACCCACAGGGAGCAAUUCUUAGCAGAAGAGCGAGCCUCCAGUUUGCAUACUUGAAUUUAAAAACUCAAACGAGAAGUGCUGUCUCUGUGCGAGAAGGCCAGGGGGUCGUUUUACUUUGUGGUACACCAUCAUAUGCAGGAGAUCUCUCAUUUGCAUGGGUCUUUAAUGAGUACCCUUACUUUGUUCAGCAAGACAAUCGUCGCUUUGUCUCUCAGGAGACGGGAAACCUUUACAUCGCCAAAGUCGAGCCCUCAGAUGUGGGUAACUACACGUGCGUGGUGGUAAACCGCAUCACUAAAGGCAAAGUCCUCAGCUCCCCAACCCCUCUGGUAUUACGAACCGAUGGCAUAAUGGGUGAAUAUGAGCCGAAAAUAGAGGUUCAUUUCUCUGAUAUGGUUCCAGCUGCAAAGGGAUCAGUUGUGACACUGGAGUGUUUUGCUUUGGGGAACCCAGUUCCAGAGAUAACGUGGAGGAGAGCGAAUGGAGUGCCGUUUCCCAGCAAGGUGAAGAUGAAGAACUCAAAUGUAGUUCUGGAGAUUCCCAGUUUCCAGCAGGAGGAUGCCGGAGGCUAUGAAUGUGUGGCUGAGAACAAGAUGGGAAAGAACACAGUGCAAGGACGACUGUCUUUCCAUGCAAAGCCUCAGUGGGUUCAGACGAUGCGAGACAAUGCGUUGUCAAUCGAAGAGAGAUUGUUCUGGGAGUGUAAGGCCAAUGGGAAGCCCAAGCCUUCAUACAGCUGGCUGAAGAAUGGAGAACUCCUGGCAGCAGAGGACAGGAUCCAGAUAGAGAACGGAGCCCUGACAAUCAGCUCCGUAAACCUCUCAGAUGCUGGCAUGUAUCAGUGUGUCGCUGAGAACAAACACGGAAUCAUUUAUUUUGGUGCCGAAUUGGUGGUGUUAGCCUCGCCCCCAGACUUUUCCAGAAGCCCUCUCAGAGCUCUGCUUAAAGCCAAGACGGGCAGCACAGUCACCAUGGAGUGCAGGCCGCAGGCUUUUCCCACAGCCAUCAGCAUGUGGAGGAAAGGCAACGAACCGGUGCAGAGCUCAGAGAGGAUAACUUUACUCCCUGAUGGAACACUUAGAAUUACAAAUGUGACCAAGAUAGACGGGGGAAACUACGCUUGCUUGGCUAGAAACCAGUUUGGUGCGGCCAGCACUACAGGAAGACUACUGGUCACAGAUCCCACACAAAUCAUCCAGGGUCCAGUGGACAUGGAGAUCAUUGUUGGGGAGAGCAUCGUACUGCCCUGCCAGAUCUCCUGUGACCCUGCUCUGGAGGUUUCAUUCUCCUGGGCCUUCAAUGGGCAGCUCCUCAAUAAACUAGACCAACAUUAUGAGCAUGUGGGUGGGAGUACAUCUGGUGAUUUGAUGAUACGGAAUAUACAGCUGAAACACGCCGGAAAGUACGUCUGUGUGGUCGAUACGGAUGUCGAGAGUUUAUCAGCGGCGGCUAUUUUAAUCGUGAAAGGUCCCCCAGGAGCUCCAGAUGGUGUAACGGUGGAGGAGAUCACAGACAGCACGGCUCAGCUUUCUUGGAGACCUGGCCAGGAUAACGGCAGCCCCAUCACAAGCUAUAUCAUCCAGGCCAACACAGCUUUCACAGUGGGCUGGCAAGCGGUGAACACGGUCCCGGAGGUGAUUGAUGGGAACACCUUGACAACAACGGUGGUGGAUCUGAAUGCAUGGGUGGAGUAUGAGUUCAGAGUGCUGGCCAGAAACAGCGUCGGCGUGGGGGAACCGAGUCCUGCUUCUCUUAAAACAAGAACUGAAGAUGCAGUUCCUGACACGUCCCCCACCGAUGUCGGAGGUGGGGGUGGCUCCAAGUCAGAGCUAGUAAUAACAUGGGAGCCUGUGCCUGAAGACCUGCAAAACGGAGAUGGUUUCGGCUACAUCAUCGCUUUCCGGCCACUGGGGGAGGUCAACUGGACACACGCCGUCACCUCCAUACCAUCCCAGUCCCGUUACGUGUACCGGAACGAGAGCAUCCCACCCUUUUCUCCAUUUAGCGUCAAAGUGGGUGCCUACAACACCAAAGGCCAGGGACCGUUCAGCCCCGUUACCAUUGUGUUCUCAGCUGAGAAUGAGCCCAGUGGCGUUCCAGACGGCGUGUGGGCCAGAAGCAUUUCUGCCACUGAAAUUGAAGUGAGCUGGCACAUUCUCAGCGCUUCCCCAGAAAGAGUGUUGGGCUAUGAGGUGGUGUACUGGGAGGACGAUACAAAACCAGAGACCAUGGGCAAAGUCAGAGUGUCUGCCAAUCAGAACAAGGUUAACAUCAGCGGUCUGAGAGGAUACACUCAGUAUUUCCUGACAGUGAGUUCUUUCAACACAGCAGGAACUGGCCCUCUUUCUCCCACCAUCAAUGUGACCACCAAGAAGUCCCCACCCGGGCAGCCACCUUUGAACGUGGAGUGGAAUCUGAUUGGCUCUAAGCUCACUGUUCAUUGGGAGCCUGUCAUUUCUCUGGAGAUGGAGUCAGAUGUUACCGGGUAUCAGGUGUCCUACAGAAGGAACCGGCAUAAAGAAAUUAACACAAUAACAACAAAUCUGACCUCAGUGGAGCUCACGCUACCUGCAGAUGAUGAUUACAUCAUUCAGAUACGAGCGCUGAGUGACGGAGGAGAAGGGAUGCCAACCGAACCCAUCAACAUACAUAAACUUAGUAUGAGCGUACGAGGGUCCAGAGCCUGGCGACCCAACACCAUCCCAGUCUCCUUGCUUUCUAUCAUCGCGUUAUCGACACUGCGACCGGCUUUGUGUUAACGGUCCGAAGGAUCGAACAUCCUCUGACCGGUUUGAUUGCCUGCACUCUUCCUCGCCGUGGAAUCGUUGGAGAGGUGCACCAAAACACUUUUGAAGAGAGAUUAUCGAUCUAUCUCUCCAUAGUUAUCUGAGGCAAUGCCCAGCGAGGCCUUCAAGGAGCGUAACGGGAAAACGUCAGCGUCACGGUGGUCAGAUUUCAUGUGCAUGUGUUAUGUACUGUGUAUCAUUGUGUCCUUGCAAGUGAUCCGAGACCCUAACAAGGUUUCAACCGAAGGUUUUUGAAGCGUAUUGGUGUAUGAGGAGGGAUGAGUCAUGUUACUGCACUAAGAUUUCACCUUCUCAUUGAUCAUCCGUCGGAACAAAUGCCUUACUUCCAUGUACAUGCCAAAGUAGUUAACAUCCUUUUACUUCUUACUAAGCUACUGUUUGUUAAACUUAUGAUUGUUUUGUAGUUAUCACAUCAUUAAUUGAAGGAUUAGUUCACCCAAAAAUCAUUUACACACCCUCAUGUUGUUGUCAUGUGACUUUAAUUGGCUGUGGGACACAAAGUGCGAUUUUAAAGAAUGUUGCUAUGAAUGGAGAGAGAGGCCUUUUAAAGUAAUAGUUCACUCAAAAAUGAAAAUU
Molecule: messenger RNA, 4132 nt
Organism: Sinocyclocheilus rhinocerous
Lineage: Eukaryota; Metazoa; Chordata; Actinopteri; Cypriniformes; Cyprinidae
Product: contactin-3-like
Exons: 23
Coding region: 437-3508 (1023 amino acids)
Biological process (GO): cell-cell adhesion
Molecular function (GO): protein binding
Source: RefSeq, a predicted model, not a curated record